ACAUAGCAUCGCGUUUACGUUUACCAGAGGAGGGGUGGACAGCUUGCCUUUUAUCUGAAUUAAACAAAUAAGUGUUAAAAUAUUGUUAAUUGAUCCUGCUGCGCUGCCUUUGGAAUCGCAACUGUGCUAAGGCCUAAAAACACACGACCGCGGUGCAACGAAGAUACGUGGACGCGACCAAAUAAACAAGCGAAGACGGAUGCCCACAACACAACAAAUUGUGUUUGCAGCUGCCACAACUGUUUUGGAGUAAAACCAAAAUAAAUUGCCCAGAGCUAGUGCUCUAGUGCAGUGCGCACACCAAUUUAAGACGCAAACGCUCUGCUUUUAGGGAGCAGGGAGCCCAUUGUUCUGCCUCGGCAACUAGUGACACCGUUUUGCCCGGCAGCUGUGCUAAAAAUGGAGUGGACCAGGGAGAAGACGUUGCAGCUCAUCGUCGAGUACCGGUGUCGUCGUGGCCUGUGGGACAUGACAUGUGAAGAGUAUCGCAAGAAAGAUGUUAAGCAGCGUCUCUUGAGCGAAGUCGGUCAGGCUCUUGGCGGGAACAUACCCACAAACGAGUUGGAGAAAAAGUUCCACACGCUGCGGACUCAAUAUCACAGAGAAAUAAAUCGCAUGAAACGGAAGGAGCCGUACAACUCAAAGUGGUUUGGCUUCAAGAAUCUCGCCUUCCUCAGUUCGCCAUACGCCUGUCGAGCCACGAAGGGCCGCGUAAAGAUCGAAAUGCAAUCGGACGAGCGCAGCAGUCGCUCUAACGCGCUGGAGAAGCUAAUUGAGGAGACGACCAAGGAUGUCGACGAGGACAUCAUUGAGGAGUCCGAGCAAGAGGACAUGGAGGUCAAGCCGAAGCUGAGCAAAGAGAUAAAUGUGCGGUAUGUCAGCCAUGUCCUCCACGAGGACGAACACGACACAAUCGAGAGUCAUAAUCAGCAGUCGCUCAUGGAUCUGCAUGGGGAUCCUGUGGAAGCGGUCAGUUUUCAGGCCAAUGAAAACGGAGAGCUCCACUAUCAGUCGAAUCCAGCGACGAGCACUGCCGCCAUAUCCAGUAACGCGGUUCACGUGCUCUCCGGUCGCAUCAUAAAGAUACCCAAGCGGGACCCCACCGCCGUCGGAGACCAAGAUGGGUACUACGACGAGCACCACCUGCAUCCGCCCCAAGUCAAGCGUCUCUACUACGAUACCAGCACCACGUCACACAAUGCCACUAUUUUGGAAUCCACGCAAAAUGGCAAUCCUGUGGUCAACAUACGACUUCCGAAGGUCAGCACCACAGGGAACACGCCCCUCCUGUCAACCAAGGUGGGCACUUCAUCCCUCUCUAGCCCCGCCUCACCGUCGGUCGUGAGCAUGGCACCGCGCGAUGAGUUCUCCACGUACGGAGAGUAUGUGGCGAAUGAGCUGCGUGCAAUCACCAGUCGGGAGAGCCUCAUCGCCCUCAAACACAAGAUCAACACGGUCAUUUUCGAAGCAAAUAUGGCCGAGUUCCAGAAAUAAUUAAAUAGUAGAUCCCAAUACUAUGCUCUAAAAAAUUAAGUAUCUUUGCUAGAGCUAGAGCGAGAGCUAUUAACUACAAUUUGACCCCUACGUUUAAAGAUUGAAAUUGUGUCGCCCUUAUUACCAUUUCCAUUUGAAUUUGUACAUUUACACACAGACAAAUAUGUAACAGUUUAAAUACAUAAGCCAAAUAUAUAAUUU
Messenger RNA from Drosophila obscura, 1695 nucleotides. RefSeq lists its product as uncharacterized. The record is from RefSeq and is a predicted model, not a curated record. The transcript has 2 exons. NCBI's taxonomy places the organism in Eukaryota, Metazoa, Arthropoda, Insecta, Diptera, Drosophilidae. The coding region runs from base 400 to 1494 and encodes 364 amino acids.